Acanthopagrus latus (yellowfin seabream) is the source of this 2280-nucleotide messenger RNA. RefSeq names its product atonal bHLH transcription factor 1a (gene atoh1a). Gene Ontology annotation, molecular function: protein dimerization activity. The record is from RefSeq and is a predicted model, not a curated record. Bases 218 to 1348 code for a protein of 376 amino acids. The transcript is spliced from 2 exons. Lineage: Eukaryota; Metazoa; Chordata; Actinopteri; Spariformes; Sparidae.
ACGUUAACACGCGACCGGCGCGAGGAGGGGGGCUCCCAGACGCGUGCCGCUUUUUAAACCGACGCCGCGCCUCGAGACACCAGAGAAGGAGUCCAGCACGCGACAGUGAUAUUCACACAGCAGUGCGUGCUCCCAAGAAGUUUUUUUUUUUUUUACAUAUACACACAUAAAGGUUGUCAGUUUAACUUCGCCUACCUUCUUGGGGCUUCUUGGAAACAUGGAUGUCCGAAGCGUGGAAGACUGGAGCAAAGGCGCACGGGACGCGGCGGUCCUGGACUCGCGGCGGCAGCAGCAGCAGAGCCCGAGCGUGUUGGAGAGAGGCGGGGAGCAGCUGCUCGAGGAGUCCCGCUACGAACCUGGACUGACGCUCGUGGACAGCGGCAGUGACCCACGCGCCUGGCUGGCUCUCGUGCAGCCUUCUGGCACCUGCGCGACACACGCCACCUCACCCGACUACCUGGGGCACUCGCCCUGCUCCAGCACCGGCUCCUACCAAGAGAGCGGCUCCCCGGUGUCAUCGGGCCACCCCAGCCCUCCCAGCUACAGAAAAUCUGCCAAAAGCCCCUCCUCUUCUUCGCUCAAAGUCCGGGACCUGUGCCGUCUUAAAGGCACGGUCCCCGGGCCCGAGGAGGACUCAUCCGCCAGACAGAGAGCCACGUCCAGCAGACCGGUCAACGGCGUCCAGAAGCAGAGGCGCGUGGCCGCCAACGCUCGCGAGAGGAGGCGGAUGCACGGGCUGAACCACGCGUUCGACGAGCUGCGCAGCGUCAUCCCGGCGUUCGACAACGACAAGAAGCUCUCCAAGUACGAAACUUUACAGAUGGCGCAGAUUUACAUCAACGCUCUGGCUGACCUGCUCCAGGGUCCGGCCCCAUCCAGCAGCAGCACUGGCAGCACCGGCAGCAGCAGCAACACCGAUGUCACAAUCAAUAACUCGCCAAAGGUUGACAUUGUGCUGGCAGCCUCCGUUGGUUUUGAUGGGAAGGACAGAGCUGCGCCCUCCCCGAAGACCUGUAGGACAGCCGCGGCCGCGCCCGCCUCAGGUGGCAGCUUACCUGUCCACAUCAGCGGGAUGCCUUUCCGCUCCUCUUUCGACGACGCCUCGUUUUCCGCCCUGGUCGAAGAGGCGAUGUGUUCGCCCGCGGGCAGCUCGCUCGCAGCGGCCGGAGGAGGGAGGAAAGAGUCUCCCCGGAGCGACGGGGAGUUCUCCCCGCACUCCCACUUCAGUGACUCGGAUGAAGUUGCGAUGGAGCUCCACUCCAGCGAAGAGGACGACCUGUCGGACCUGAAGCUGCGCAGCCACCACCACCACCACCACCGCCACCUCCAACACACCGUGUCUUUCUGAAUGAUUUCAAAUAUAUAACAGACUCGAUCACUGGUUCACCGCAGCCUCCAACAAAGUCAUGUAAACCGUGUCAAUCCGUCUGUCGCUAACAAAAAAACGCAUUUUUAAGGAGAGAGAUUUUUUUUAUUAUUAUUAUUCAAAAAAUAGUUUUAAUUUGUAACAGUGGGCCUGAUUCUAUUUUAUCAACUUGUUACACACUCUAAAGGUUAUUUUUUAUGUGAGAUAUAGGCCUGAUUCGGUUUCUGCCAAUAGAUGUAUAGCCUAUAAUUUCCAGUUUCCAUGGAGACGUGGCUGGAAGACCCCCUCUGCCAUGUCGCGCGCAGCACUGCCAUGGGUAUCUCCCACGUCACUCCGACCAAAAAAAUCUGUCUUCCACAAAAAUCAUGACUUCAUGGAUAAUUGCUUAUAUUUGAUAAUGUAAGAAGAAGAAAAAAAGAUAACAACAACAAAGUUUUUUUUGUAGCUAUAAAAUGAUUUUCGUUGUGAUUUUGUUUUUACCUGUUCAUUUCUAUGCGUAAUGUAUUUUGUUUUUGCAACUUCAAAAGUUCAUGAUGUGCACUUUAAACCUAUCCGAGCCAGAGGCUUGAGAAAUGCGACUUUUGUUUUCAAACCAUAAACGAUAUUGUUUUUGCUUUGUUUGUUAGUGUAGUACUGCCAAUUCCGUACCAAUAGCCUAUUUAAUUUUAAUGUAGCCAUCAUUGCUGCCUUCUUUUUGUAUUUUUUUCUUUUGUAUCUUCAAAUGAACUCGUGUGUCUUUUGCUUUCACUGGAUGAGAUUAAUUGACAUGUAUAUUUAUUGCUGAUGUUUUUCAUUCCAUUUGUUUUUGUUUUGUUUUUUUCUAAAAAAAUAAACUCCAUAGUUCAAUUUGCUCGGGGGGUAAAAUAAAAUAAAAUAAAAAAUUCAUUAUGCCAUUUAUUGUCAUGUUAUUUUGA